AUGUCCUCUUCCUCCUCAUCUGAGUCCGGAAAGCUCUCUAAUCUCCCACAACUCCAUCGAUUCGUGACCGGCCAUAACAGUUCUGGCAAGGCUAUAGUCGAGACAGACAACGAUUUCCAAUGGAAGCCCUACGAUGACCAGAACAUGGCCUUCAGCGUCGUCUACACAACUUCAUCCAUGCCAGCCGACUUGAACAACGACAAAGAUCUGUCCACUCACAACGAUCUCAUGGCAGCUGGUAAGCUCGGCUUGGUGAAUCCAUCGGGAUCCGUGAUUCGCUGUGUCGACUUCAAGCCAGGCUAUUCCUGCGCUAUGCAUCGAACUCAAAGUCUUGACUACGGUAUUGUGCUAGAAGGUGAGAUUGAGAUGCUGCUUGACUCUGGAGAAAAGCAUCAGAUGAAGCGAGGCGAUGUGGCGGUGCAGAGAGCUACACAACACCAAUGGAGGAACAAAAGUGAUACAGAAUGGGCGCGUAUGAUGUUUGUGUUGCAGGACAUCAAACCUUUGACUGUGGAGGGCAAGGAGAUGAAGGAGGAUUUGGGAUUCCACGGUGAUCUUCCUCCAAGCGGGAAUUAA
Lithohypha guttulata is the source of this 576-nucleotide messenger RNA. RefSeq lists its product as uncharacterized. Bases 1 to 576 code for a protein of 191 amino acids. The record is from RefSeq and is a predicted model, not a curated record. NCBI's taxonomy places the organism in Eukaryota, Fungi, Ascomycota, Eurotiomycetes, Chaetothyriales, Trichomeriaceae. The transcript has 3 exons.